AUGUCUGCCUAUAGUCCUCGCACCCUCCCCCUGGAGCUCAUUGUGAUGGUCGCGGACUAUUUGGGACCUUUGGAUCUUUUAACUUUGAUUCUGGGCAUUCCCCACCUCGCCCCCCUUCUACAGGCCCGGCAUAUCGAGGCCCAGGAUGAAAAUGGACGCACCAUCUUGCAUCAUAUUGUGGAACAAAGGCUUGAAAACCUUCUUAAUCCCCUCGCAAAAUGGAUCCCACAGAGCUCCAUUCCUGAUAACGGAGGAUGGACGCCCCUUCAUCAUGCCGUCAGAACCGGUGAUGAACAGAUAACAAAAGCACUGGUUUAUGCUGGUUCAGAUAUAUCAGCCAAGGAUAAUAGAGGAAGAACAGCCCUUCAUCUCGCAUGCGACGUUGAUGAAAUUGAUAUUAUGCAGUUCCUACUAGACCACGGAGCAAACCCAUCCUUGACAGAUUACAAUGGACACAUACUCAUACAUGACAUGCGUCGACUAAGCACACUAAUCCUCCAGAAGCUGUGGCGAGCUGGCGCCGUGUUUGACUCCAGGCCAAUGCCACGAGGCUUGACCCCCCUUUUUUAUGCAGCCUGGCUGGGUCGAGAAGACGCUGCCAGGAUCCUUCUUGAGGCUGGAGCAGAUCCUUCAAUCCAAACAGAGAGUGGCGAGACUGUAUUGCAGCGAGCUGUUUCAGGAAACCACAUUAAUGUUGUUCGGCUCUUACUUCAUGUUGGCGUUGAUGUCAAUGUGCGAGAGCUUCUUCAUGGCCAUACAGCCGUGCUCAAGGCUGCAUAUUGGGGAGCAGAUGAUUGCCUUCGACUUCUCGUGAAGGCCGGAGCGGAUGUUUCAGCAGUGGACUAUGAUGGACACAAUGCACUGCACCUGGCAGCUAUGAUGGGCCAUGAGUCAACUGUUAAACUACUUCUAAAGGAAGGAGUUGACACUUCUGCACGAGAUAACCAGGGCCACAUCCCUCUGGACUGCGCCGUUACAAACGAGAAUAAAGGAGUGAUUCAAAUUCUACAAGAUGCGCAUAAGAACACUCUUUUGAAACUCGUGCAUCGAAUAUGCGGCGAAUGUUACUCUAAAAUAAGAAGUGGGAAUGAUUAG
This is a messenger RNA of Aspergillus lentulus, 1095 nucleotides long. Lineage: Eukaryota; Fungi; Ascomycota; Eurotiomycetes; Eurotiales; Aspergillaceae. The record is from RefSeq and is a predicted model, not a curated record.